AUGGACAUUCUACAUUUUCCUCAGAAGCCUCGGCGGAAUCUAGAUGAAGAGAUUGAGAAAUCUCAUGAGUGGCCUGAAAAGUACCAUGAAGAUAAAUCCCAAAUGUAUGAGAGACUAGGAAGCCGUUCAGAAGCAACCGAUUUCUCGCCACUGAAAUAUGCGACAAACUAUGUCUCUGUAAUAUCAUCUCCGAUAGGCAAACAUAUGAAGGCGAAGAUUCGAUCUAACAACGAGGACUGGUUGAAAAAGUACUAUAUGUCUAAGAAGCUUACCAGUCAUGCCACCUUGAGGCAGGGGAGCGUAACGAGUUCUUCAGAUCUCUCUGCCACACACAGCGAUCGCUCGAAAUCGAACACUUUGCUAGACAAGUUCCUCGAUUGUAUCCAGGAUUUACCAGACCCUGUUGACGAACAACUACCCAGUUAUGUUUUGGAUGAGGACUUCAGCGAAGAGGAGAACGAUAAAAGGGCAAUAAGAGAAUCUUUGUCAACUAGCUCAUAUUUUGAUCAUUAUGGAAAACUUCGUACAGUCGAUCUCAAGAACCGAGAUAUCCUGAAACGACAUACUUUGUGGAUGCCUAUAAUGAAGGCGGAAUUCAGGAAACUGGUUACUAACAUCAAGGAUCCGACAAAAGUUAUAACUGACGAUAAAAUCUGUCCGCUUUUCAUCGAAGGUACUAACUAUAUCCUAAGGGAAUACGAUGCCUACGGAGGAUCCACCAUGAUAUCUUCCGUGUUUUCUGAGCAUAAGCUGCCGGCGUUUUGUUAUCACUGUGCUGUAGAAGUCAAUGAUCAGGUGUACAUCCUUGGUGGACUAGUGGCGUGCCACAAAUAUGAUGAUGAAGGACCCAAUUUAAAGGACUUUGUGGUUGAUGGAGUCGAAAAUCUACCGCCACCUUUGUUGCCAAAGAUUAUAAAUAAUCCAUCUAUGAUUAAUAACGCGCGCUUAUACGUACUGUCGCUUACCUCCUCACACGUAUCGAGGCCUGAGGUUUCAGGAAGUGUGCCCCCUCCUUUGUUGUGCCUGAGAGGUUCAAAGCUAACAGAAAGACACAUUUUCUUUUAUGGGGGACUGGAGAUUAAAACAGAAUGUGCAUGCGACGAAAAAGGUAUCUAUCACUUGAGGAAACGCGCAUUUGUCAACAAUACUGGCUACAUCCUUGAUACAAUGACUUUCAAAUUUUCCAAAAUUGAAUUAAUGGCACAGCCUUACAAAUUUGUAUCUUUCCCAACACUUUCAGCAAGGUUUGGACACAUGCAAAUGUCGAUAGCGCCUAACCAUUUGCCUUGUAAUCAUGAAAAGGGAAAUGAAUAUCAUGACUCCGCAUGCAUUGGUAUGCCAUCUGAAGAGGGUACAUCCUCUUGGAAUCCGUCUGCUGUCUCGCUUUCCUCAUUAUCAAGAAGUUGCAUUGCCAACCACGGAUCGGGCGUCUACACAAUACUUAUUUUUGGCGGUUAUAGGCAAACAGGUGACGAUAAUUACGAAGCAAUGAAUGAUUUUUGGAGGAUUGAGGUACCAGUUAUCGUCCGCGGCAAACGUGGAUACUGUAAGUUCGGAGAUAGCGCCAGUGCAACUAUAAUUUCACGAACCAAUGGGACUGAUCUUUGGCCUAGCCGUAGGGCUUUCUUCGGUUACAGUCUUGCUGAAACAACUGUAUUGGGUAAAUCUACCCUACAUGAUGGUCUUCUAGGUCAAUUGGCAAAGAAUUUUUGCAUUGAAUCACCGACAGAAAAGCAUAAGACCAAACCAAUUUUUCCUAACAUCCCGCAUGCCAGGAAGGAGACCUCUCAUUCGAGACACCAUGCUACUGGCAAGGAAAUGAGAUCAGACAGUAAUUCUUCGCUUAGGCAGAGGAUGGGAUCACCAGUGCACUCCUAUGGUUCAUUGCAAGGAAGAAAACAGACCUCUGAGGGAGGCGUUGUUGUCAUACAUGGCGGUUCAGAUAAUACCAAAGUCUUUGGCGACAUGUGGUGGUUUGAUCUAGAGUCAGAAACGUGGUCGUCGAUCACCACGUAUGGUAGGGACGAAGUUGAAGGCUUGGUGCCUAUAGAGAUUUGCCUUGUUGGACAGUCGAUGGUCACCGUUGGUCCAAUAAGCGUGAGUCUUGGUGGUUUCACACAAGAAGAAGUCGAUCAGUUGUUCCUGAACAAGAGUAUUCCUGAUACUGCCGAUACAAGCCGCAAGAUUGGGACAGAUAUAUUGAACAUAUUCGACCUUAAAACCCAAUGCUUGCAGGGACACACUGUGACCAUGGAAGGUGAGGGGGAAGACCGCCAUCCGGUUCUGGCUGAUGAGAAUGGCGACCAGACAAACGCUGUGACAUCCUUCGGAUGCCAGGUUUUACAUACCAAUGGAACGAUUGCUCUUGUUGGUGGGCUCAUCUCUCCAAGGUCAAAAGUGAAUGACUGCUACUUGAGAGGAUCGGUUUUACAAUGCGUGUUGCCAUCAAUAAGCCUGGCUAGCUAA
Messenger RNA from Torulaspora globosa, 2466 nucleotides. It is a transcript of the gene GPB1, whose product is annotated as Gpb1p. The record is from RefSeq and is a predicted model, not a curated record. Gene Ontology annotation, molecular function: protein binding. The coding region runs from base 1 to 2466 and encodes 821 amino acids. Lineage: Eukaryota; Fungi; Ascomycota; Saccharomycetes; Saccharomycetales; Saccharomycetaceae. The transcript has a single exon. Gene Ontology annotation, cellular component: cell cortex of cell tip.